This is a messenger RNA of Owenia fusiformis, 1102 nucleotides long. The record is from the annotation of a GenBank genome assembly. Lineage: Eukaryota; Metazoa; Annelida; Polychaeta; Sabellida; Oweniidae.
UUGAAAUCUCAACAAAAUAUUUGGCAAAGAGCUUGGAAAUUGAAGUCUGAGCAAUACGGAGAAGAGAGUCAUUUUUGGAAAAUGUCUUUCUCAGCAAGUUUGGUGAUAGGAGUUGUUGUGCUUGGGUUGGCACAUGCUUGUAUUCGAGUAGAACCACCUACGGGUGAACAACCCAAUGAACCAGAUGGACGAAUGAACAGACAGAACAAGACCCAUCUAUUUGCGAUUACAGGUGACUGGCCCCCAUACUCCUACAUAAAUGAAGUCACUGGUGCCUCUGAGGGUUUCAUGCAUAUGUUAAUCGCAGAGACGUGCCGAGUCUGUGGCAGACAGUGCGACAUAGUACUUAUAAAAAGCUGGAGCGUAUGCUGGGAUGGUGAAGAACUAAGUGCUGAUGGUCUAAUGGACCGUCAUUUUGACGCUUGCCCUGGUUACUCGCCAACAUUUACCAGAAUGAACGUGCUAAAGUUUGCUGGAGGGAUCCAGAAGGAUGUUGGUGGGCAGAUUUACGCGAGAGCAGAUUCUGGAAUAACGUCAAUGGCAGAUCUAUCGAAGGGGAAACUUGGUGUGCGUAAAUUCUGGAAUCUUCAACAAGAUUGCCUCAGGGCUAGAGGGUUCCCUAUUAAUGAUGAUGACGUGGUUAUGAGGGAGUUUGGAGAUUGGUCUGACAUGAUAGAUGCUCUCCGAAAUGGUGACUUUGAAGCUGUUCUAGUUCAGACUGAUUCGGUCACUCCUGAAAAUAUGUCCGGUUUGGUGGCAGUUGGAGAUGUCUUGUAUUGUAAGGAAGGCCCGUCUGGUGUAAUGAGUCGAAAAGACGUGGACAUGGAAUGGUUUGCCCAGUGUCUAAGAGAACUGCAGUCAGAUGGAACGUUCUCAACUCUCUGCCGUAAUUGGAAUAUCAAAGACUGCGUUGACGUAUACGCACCGGAGGCUUUUUAAAAAAUUGAUAAAACCGACACUUGACCAGGAUGGACCCAAAUUUCUAAUGAUGGCAAAGCUGGAGUUUCAUUUUUUAAAAAUGAUUAAUCAACUGGAAAAGAUAUAUAAUUUGUAGCAAGAAAAAGUGUAUAGUUUUUCCUCUAGUGUGUUUAACAGAAUCUGA